AUGAACCGAACACGACUCACACUCCUCGUCGUGGGGGUGCUCUUCCACCUCUGCUACCUCUGGUCGAUCUUUGAUAUCUACUUUGUGUCGCCGUUGGUGCACGGGAUGCAGCACCACAACUCUAUCCAGUCCGUGCCCGUGACGGUUUCCUCCGCCGCGCCCGCCAAACGACUCUUCCUCAUUGUGGGCGACGGUUUGCGCGCCGACAAGACCUUUGAUCUCCUCACCCAUCCGUCAACCGGCAAAACAGAGUACCUCGCGCCAUACCUCCGGUCGCUCGUGCUCCACAACGCGACAUACGGGGUUUCGCACACGCGGAUGCCGACAGAGUCCAGACCGGGCCACGUAGCGAUGAUUGCUGGGUUCUACGAAGACGUUUCAGCGGUCACCAAGGGCUGGAAGGAGAACCCCGUGGACUUUGAUUCAUGCUUCAACCAGUCGCGCCACACGUACUCGUUCGGCUCGCCGGAUAUCCUCCCAAUGUUCGCGCAGGGCGCGUCAGACAAGCUGCGAAUCGACACCUGGAUGUACGGGCACGAGUUUGAGGACUUUUCCAAAUCGUCGAUCGAGCUCGACGCGUUCGUGUUCCGUCACUUGGACGAGCUCAUGGCCAACUCCACCGCCGACGAAGCACUCGACGUGGAGAUUCGCCAGGAAGGUAACAUCUUUUUCCUCCAUUUGCUCGGCUGCGACACCGCCGGUCACUCCUACCGCCCGUACUCCGCUGAAUACUAUGAUAACAUCAAAUACAUCGACCAGAUGCUCGAGAAAGUGGUUCCGCGCAUCAAUGCCUUCUUUGACGACGAAGACACGGCCUUUAUCUUUACCGCCGACCACGGGAUGUCCGACUUUGGCUCUCACGGUGACGGCCAUCCGGACAACACACGCACGCCGAUCAUCGCCUGGGGCGCGGGUAUCAACAAGCCCGUCCGAAACGAGCAACCCGUUUUUAGCAUUCCCGAAGACAACGAGGACACGUACAUGGCGGGCUGGGGGUUGGAGCACGUCCGCAGAAAUGACGUCAAACAAGCGGACAUUGCGUCAUUGAUGUCGUACUUGGUCGGGAUAAACUACCCGGCAAACUCUGUCGGCGAACUUCCGCUCGCGUUCGUGCUGGCGCCAGAAGCGCAGAAGUUGCGUUCAUUGUACCAGAACUCACUCGCGGUGUGGGAGCAGUACAGGAUCAAAGAGCAAGAGGUGUCUGUCGCUCAGUUUAGCUUCAAACCGUUCCCUGGCUUUGCCACAAAGACCGUAGAUGAGUACAAGGCGCAGAUUGAGGCGGGGAUUAACAGCGAGGACCCAGCCACCAUUACGGUAGUUGAGGAGUUUAUGCAGACGUCUUUAGAGGGCUUGACAUAUCUCCAGACGUACAACUGGUUGUUGUUGCGCACAAUUGCUAGUGCUGGGUUCGUGGGAUGGAUCGUGUAUUCGUUUAUUAUCUUUCUCAGAUUGUUUGACAGCAAGGAUAGCACCGAUGAGGGAAGCACCUUUGGUGCGGUGACUGACGUCGGUUUCGCCUUCCUCACGCUCUUCCUCAAUUACGUCCUCUUUGUCCAGCGCUCUCCCUUCAACUAUCACGCAUACCUCGCCUUCCCGCUCUUCUUCUGGAAGGAAAUCUCUGUCAACAAGCGUGUUCUUGUCAACGGGAUCACCGCCUUCUUUGCCAACGUCUCCGUGCCCAUCCGCAUUGCCUCCGUUAUUGGCGUCCUUGCCAUCUUUGAAUCUAUUGUGUACGGGUUCUUUAACCGCCGCAUCUUUUCCGUGGUGUUUGUUGCCCUUGGCGUGGCCUACCCCGCCUUGCUCUGGAAAACGUCUGGGUCCAUCUCCUUGGGUGCCUCCACGCUCUGGUUCCUCACUUGUUGCGGCUUGUCCACCUUCACGCUCUUUGAUGCCGUCAAGGUGGAGAACUUGGCGCUCAUCAAUAUUGGCGGAGCGGGCUGCUUGCUUGUGGGGGUUUACGGUUUCUACUACAUCGCUACCCACCCAGUUCACCAUCACAAGGGUCACUACACGCUUAACGGCGUGACUUCCGCGCUUGUGGUGGUCCAGAUCUUGCUCGUAGUUGUCUCCUUGGCCACCACCCAGCUUGCCGUUGUCAGCUUGCAGGCGAGAGCGGGGUUGCCGAAGCUCGCGCAAUACGGUGGGUUUGCCGUCUUGCUCGCGUCGUUGGUAGUCUUGCCGGUGGCCCAGGCGGUGGUCCAGCCACGCAACAAGGACUACCGCUUGCGCUUGCUCACCAUCUUCCUCCUGUUUGCCCCGACCUUUAUCAUCUUGACCAUCUCCUUCGAAGCCAUCUUCUACCUUACCUAUUCGUUGAUGUUAUUGCAGUGGAUCGAGCUAGAGUCGCGUGUCAACGCCUGUGAGCGCCACAAGCCGGGGGCGAAUGUUUGGAUCCAGGUCUUGCGUGUCGCGGUUGUCGGUUUCUUUUACUUACAAAUCGCCUUCUUCGGCACUGGUAAUGUGGCCUCCAUUUCGUCCUUCUCGCUUGACUCCGUGUACCGCCUCCUUCCUAUUUUCGACCCGUUCCCAAUGGGUGCGUUGCUCAUGUUGAAGUUGGUUAUCCCAUACGUUUUGUUGUCGGUCGCCCUUGGCAUCAUGAACCACAAGUUGCACAUCGAGACAUUCACCAUCACCACCUUGGUCAUCUCCACCAGUGACAUUUUGAGCAUGAACUUCUUCUUCUUGGUCAAGACCGAGGGCUCGUGGUUGGACAUUGGUGUCACCAUUUCCAACUACUGCUUGGCCAUCUUAUCCUCCUUGUUCAUGUUGUUGUUGGAGUUCAUCAGCCAGCCGUUGUUGCAUGGCGUCGAGAUUUUGAGCGUCGAGGAAGUUGCUGUCGAAAAGGUUAUCGAAAAGGUCGAGCGCCAGUUAGAUUUCGAGGACAAGCCGGAGCCUAUCGUGGUUGACUUGGAUGAUGAGACCCCUGUCAGCGCCAGACUCAGACGGGUCAGAAAAACGAACUAA
Babjeviella inositovora NRRL Y-12698 is the source of this 2964-nucleotide messenger RNA. It is a transcript of the gene MCD4, whose product is annotated as mannose-ethanolamine phosphotransferase. Gene Ontology annotation, molecular function: mannose-ethanolamine phosphotransferase activity. Gene Ontology annotation, cellular component: endoplasmic reticulum membrane. Bases 1 to 2964 code for a protein of 987 amino acids. The record is from RefSeq and is a predicted model, not a curated record. Lineage: Eukaryota; Fungi; Ascomycota; Pichiomycetes; Serinales. Gene Ontology annotation, biological process: GPI anchor biosynthetic process. The transcript has 2 exons.